AUGUUGUGUAGCGUCCCUAGCAACGGCCCUAACAACCAGAGGUGUUCUAUCAUAGAAAACGAACUCAUAUCAAAAAGGGUCGUCAUUCGACCUGACAUGAUCUUAUUCUGUGACAAUAAGGUCACUGUUAUCGCUGAAGAUUUAUCCCCACCACUGGCAAAAGUUUUAUCUCUGUUAUCUUUGGCAAAGGCUGGGCAAUCCUCGUCUUUAAAGUACAUAGACAGGGCGAAAUGUUGUAGUGUGCAGCAGAAGUGUGGCAGAGUGAGAGCCAAAGAGAGCGUUGUCAGGGCAUCCAACAUGGCGGAAUCCGAUGCUCUUUUAUUUCUCUUCUUUCUGUGUCUCGGCGGUGUCAGCGCCGCGGCCGCCCCCCCCUGCCCGCCGUGCCGAAAUGCCCUGUGCCCUGAGCCGGCCGAUGCCUGCCGGUACGGAAUUGUGAAGGACGCCUGCUUAUGCUGCUCUGUCUGCGCCAAGGGCCCGGGCGAACUCUGCAGCCUCCCGGACGCCCCCUGCGCCGGCGACCUGUCCUGCCAGCUCGGGGUCUGCCUUCCGGAUUUCGAGGUGCUCAGCCGCCUCAUCCGCGCCGCCGACCCGCAGACCUUCGACCCGGACCGCACCCAGAGGCAUGACCACCUGCAUGACCACGAACCGCAGGACCCGGACCACGCGCGCGCCAAUGACGAUUUGCAUGACCACACGCGGGAGCUGGGGCAGUGAUGCUGGCGAGGAGGUGGAGGCUUAUUGUGGUGGUUGUGUUUAGAGUUUUAGAUGUUUAGAUGUUUUAUGAUUUUUUAAUUAUGAUUUUUAUAUGAUUCUUAUAUGAUUGUGUUUAACUUUUUAAUAUAAAGGUGUUUAGUUUUUUAUGGUUUAGUUUUUUUAAUGAUGGUGUAUAGAUUUUUUUUGUGGAGGUGAUAAUGCUUUGCUUUAUUUAUGAUGAUUAUGUUUAGUCUUUUGUGAUGAUGUUUAGGUUUUAAGGAUGUUUAGUUUUUUAUAAUAAUGUUUAGUUUUCUUAUGAUAAUGUUUAGUUUUUUAUUAUGAUAAUGUUUAAUUUUACUGAUAAUUUUUUUAUGAUAAUGUUUUGUUUUAUUUAUAAUAAUAUUCAGCCUUAUUUAUGGUAAUGACAAGA
Messenger RNA from Penaeus monodon (black tiger shrimp), 1123 nucleotides. RefSeq lists its product as uncharacterized. The transcript is spliced from 5 exons. The record is from RefSeq and is a predicted model, not a curated record. NCBI's taxonomy places the organism in Eukaryota, Metazoa, Arthropoda, Malacostraca, Decapoda, Penaeidae. The coding region runs from base 1 to 714 and encodes 237 amino acids. Gene Ontology annotation, cellular component: extracellular region.